Molecule: messenger RNA, 1872 nt
Organism: Trichoderma reesei QM6a
Lineage: Eukaryota; Fungi; Ascomycota; Sordariomycetes; Hypocreales; Hypocreaceae
Exons: 3
Coding region: 1-1872 (623 amino acids)
Molecular function (GO): protein binding
Source: RefSeq, a predicted model, not a curated record
AUGGGCGGGUUGAGCAAGCUCCCGCAGGAGCUGACGGACCACAUCACGGGCCACAUCGUGAGAAGACAGGACUUGAGCUCCCUCAGCAAAUGCAGUCGUAGCCUCUACUGGGCAGUUUCGGACGCCUUGUUUACCCGGGCCUUCAUCCAGCUGGCAGAGUCCAAGGGCCUUCAUCACGCUCUUUCAACCGUCUUUGUUCACGCGGCCAAGCUCGAUUCGCAGAACUUGAUGCAAUGGGCCAUCUUCAGCAAGCAUGCUUCACAGCUUAGAGGGUCAUUCAAUCCCAUGGACAAUAUUGAUAUUGUUCAGGCCGCGCUGCUCUAUGAUGCACCCAAGAUGGCUACUUUUCUCUUCAAGAACGGCGUCAAUCUCGACGAGAGUAUGACACUCUAUCCCGACAUCAAGCCGCUAUACAACGCCAUCUCUCGACCUCUCAGCACAAGUCUGGGGGCUCUGGACGGACCGCUUCGGACUGCUUGCAGUUAUGCACUCCCACGAACUGCGGAAUACCUCCUCACCAGAGGUGCCGACCCCAACACGUAUAGUCCCUUUGGCUAUACCGCUCUUCACAUUACCGUGAUGCGCAAGCUGCCGUGGAGCCGCUUUCGGGACUUUGCCCUGUCUGAUGAGGAGAAGACCUUUCGAGAUGACGAGGCAGCAUAUGCUCGUUCUGAAGCUACUCACUGGCCCAUCAACCUAGAGGCUGAGCAUGCUGACAGAAUGCUUGCCCUUGAGAAGGCUCAAUGGGAAGCCAACGUGGCCCAGACUGUCGAAGUGUUGCUCCGAUUUGGUGCCGACCACGGCCUGAUCACGCAGACUGCCUAUCGCCAUCAGUGCAACCACAAGUGCUGGAAGUCGAUGAGCUGCGCACCUUUGAAGCAACGGCCUCUCCAUCUUGCCGCCGCCGCUUGCCACACAUCAGUCGUGUCGCUUUUGAUGAAGAAAGGCGCAAGCGUUUUCCACAAUGACGAACAAGGAAACCUGCCAAUCGUUCGUGCCAUGGCUCACGACCAAGAAGACAUUGUCUAUAUUCUCUUCACGGCCAUGGAAAAGUGCGCUAGGAGAGACCGCCCUUUCAACCCCGUUGUCUGUACGACAACCAAAAGCACCGCUCUACAUGUGGCCUGCCGGUUCGGCUUUUGGGAUAUGGUGAUCGGCCUCUUGGAGCGCGGUGCCGAUGUCAACGGACUGGAUACCCUGGGCCAGACACCAUUGCAUGAGGUUCUGAGGCAGGAAGCUCACGACUUGGAGGACCGCCUGGUCGAGAUUUUGCACACGCUCGUCAAUUACCGUGCGUACCCCGAUGCCGUUGAUCUCAGUGGCAAGAGGGCGAGAGACCUAGGAGAGAAUCACCGGCUUCCCGGGGUACGCGGCUUGUUUCAGUAUGCUACAUAUGCCAGGGCCGAAUAUGAACGGCUUACUAGAGGUGCAGACACUACUGAAGAGGUCUACGUUCAGCCACCUCCGGACCCAAGCUGGCGGGCGGAGAAGCCUGAGGAGGCACCAGUUUCUAGGAAACGAACUUCUAGAAGAGCUCCUAAAUGGGUCACCAAAGAGAACUUUCCCGCACUCAAUGUCGCGAAGCCGCAGACCAAGACCACAGGUGCUGGCUCGAAAGACGCAAAAACCUCGCCCACUGCCCAACAAGCUACAGAAGCUGUCCAGAAAGCAAAGAGCUGGCUUUUGAGUGCGCAGAAGCCUCAGCUUACUGCUGGAAGUGUCAAUUCGGUAUGGAACGGGCAGAACAUUCUCAAACCGAUGAACAAGGCCGAGGUGAAUAAGACAGUUGGAAAGGUUGAGCCCGAACAGGGCAAGAAGGCGAAGAAGGGAGGUCGCCAGAAGAAAUGGGUCAAGGUGUCGUUGAAUGACUGA